This is a messenger RNA of Panicum hallii, 842 nucleotides long. RefSeq names its product mediator of RNA polymerase II transcription subunit 21. Gene Ontology annotation, cellular component: mediator complex. The transcript has 5 exons. Bases 89 to 586 code for a protein of 165 amino acids. NCBI's taxonomy places the organism in Eukaryota, Viridiplantae, Streptophyta, Magnoliopsida, Poales, Poaceae. Gene Ontology annotation, molecular function: transcription coregulator activity. Gene Ontology annotation, biological process: regulation of transcription by RNA polymerase II. The record is from RefSeq and is a predicted model, not a curated record.
CUCCCUCUCGCCUCGGGAGGCUUCUGCAACGAAGGGGGAGGAGAAGAGGAAGAAGGGGGGGAGAGGAGGGGAGCGAGGGGGAUUCGCCAUGGACAUCAUCACGCAGCUGCAGGAGCAGCUCAGCGAGAUCGCCAUGGUAGCCGUCAACACCUUCGGCACGCUGCAGCGGGACGCGCCGCCCGACCGCCUCUCCAGCAGCUACCCGGACCCGCUCAACCCCAACCCUAAGCCCGAGGAGGACGCCAAGCCCCAGGUCCCGGCCCAGCCCGGCGCCGCGCCGGCGCCGGCGCAGGCGCAGCCUCCCGCGCCGCCGCAGCCGCCCGCGCUCGACCUCGCCGAGCACCCCAAGGCCAUGAGCCACGCCCUCGUACUCGCCGCCAAAAAGUUUGACGCACUUGUUGCGGCUUUGCCACUGUCAUCAGAAGAGGAUCAGCUGAGAAGAAUCCAAGAGCUGCAGGCAGAGAAUGAAGUUGUGGGAUUGGAGCUUCAGAAACAACUUGAGGCUGCAGAACUGGAGUUGAAGCAGGUUGAGGUCUUGUUUAAUGAAGCGACAGACAAUUGUAUAAAUUUGAAGAAGCCAGAUUAGUAUGCAUGUUUUCUGAAAGCUAAUUAUUCCCAUGAAUGGAUAGCGAUGAAGGUGGAGACAUGAAUGCCAGAAUAACCUUUAUCACGUCUUCUUAAAUUCUCAACUGAUUAGAUCUGUAAACAUGAAAGCCAAAUGUAUCUCGUCAACUUUUGUGUGCUGAUAUUCCGAAAGCACCUGGUGGAUCAAGAAUUAACGUAUCGGAUGCUUGUAUUCUUGUUGGAUUUGUCUGGCCUUUUAUGAGUGUAUUGUGCUGGUA